UUGCAAUUUGAAUAUAGGCCUGUCAUGAAAUUUGACCUUGUGUAGAAUAGUGACCUGUUGUCAUUAUGAUUGAAAACGAGGCUAUGCCACCUGUUUCACAAAGUGGAGAGAGGGCAUUUAAUAGAUAACAGGUUUAUGAAUAGUACUUCAAAAAGGACUCGAAUUAUGGACAAGGUUAUCAGAAUUGACGCGUUUCAAAUGUUCUGACGUUCUUGGCACUUCUCUUUUGGAUGUCUGAAUUGAAGGAUUUGAUCUUUCAAAUCAAAGAUUGCUGGGUCAUAUAAAGUGUGCUGUUGACUUUGGAAUACUCUCAUUAUUUUAAGAAGACGUAAUUAAGUUUGAAUAUCAUACAUUAAUGAAGGCCAUGUCGAUGCAAUUCUUAAAGACGAUAUCAGCAUUCUAUGAAGAUGCUUUGGAAAAAGGAGAUCCACGUGUGGAAUCCUGGUUCCUUAUGAAGAAUCCCAUCCCUGUGUUUGUCAUCUUCAUUCUGUACCUGCUAAUGGUGAAAUAUGGACCAAAGUUCAUGCAGAAUCGAGAACCGUGGAACCUACGACUCAUCAUCGUUCCUUACAAUGCUCUCAUGGUGGCAUUAUCAACUUAUAUGUUUUAUGAGGUCUUGGUUAGUGCUGUGUUAGCUAGAUACAGUUUGAAAUGUCAGCCGGUUGAUUAUUCAUCGAAUCCUUUGGCUGUCAGGAUGGCCAGUGUAUGUUGGUGGUACUGUUUCUCAAAGAUCCUGGAACUAUUAGACACACUGUUCUUCAUCCUGAGGAAGAAGAACAACCAGUUGACAUUCCUGCAUGUGUUUCACCAUUCCACAAUGUUGAUAAACUGGUGGUUUUAUACGAAAUAUGUUGCGGGAGGACAGUCCUUCAUCACUGUUCUCUUGAAUACAUUUGUCCAUAUGAUAAUGUAUUCUUAUUAUGGACUGGCUGCCAUUGGUCCGCAGAUGCAGAAAUAUCUCUGGUGGAAGAAGUAUAUGACAAAGUUGCAACUGCUGCAAUUCUUUACUGGUAUGACACACACGAUAAUCAACAUGGCAUCUGAUUGCGACUUCCCGCGUGCAUUUAAUAACGUCACAUUCGCCUACGGUAUAAUCUUCAUCAGUCUAUUCAUGAACUUUUAUUAUCAACAAUAUGUUGCAAAGAGCAAACAUAUCGAGAAUGGAAAAGAUCAGAACGGAAUUGUCAGAAAUGGAAUCGAUAAGCAGAAGUAGAUGUCGAUUUCGCUUCGAACAAGUCUCACCGAUGUUGUGAUAUUCUUUGUAAAGCAUUCCUUCCAUCGAGUCACGUUGCUGGAACAAGUCAACUUCAUGUAGGACACUGAACAAUUCUUUGCUUAUCUGUGUUACACAUGUGUAGACAAUUUGACAUCAAGCCUGUCGAAAUUCAGUACUCUCAACACUUGACUCGCUGCGUUCACAAGGAAGUCAUAAAAUUUCAAAAGUUCUGUACUGCAAUGCACUAACGUUGGUAACAAUCAAGGACUUUUCUGAAAAAACAAAUUUUCAAUUAACAUCAUCAUUUUAGACGAAAGUAUUGUGCCUUUGGGUUCCAUAUUAAGAAGGUGGACAUUUCACGGGAGGCCUAUUGGCCUCUGAGAAGUUAUUUUGAAAAAUAUUUUUCUCUUGAAAAUAUCACAUUGUAAACUUCCUAUUUUUGAUGCACUUUUCUAAAUGGUGUCACAAAAAACUUCAUCUUUUUUGGCAACAUGUAAUCCAGAGGAAUUUUUGGCGGUGAAUAUUUGUUAAAUUUUCAGAGAGUUUUAGACGGUGAAUGGCUUGUAUAACGUAGAGUGGGCAUUGAUAUAAAGAUAAUCUCUUUUUUACACGUAUAGUAUGUAGCAGGACAUUGAGAAUAGGGUGGUGUCCAUCUUUUUGAAAAUGAAUUUGCCUUGUUGAUGACAGUUGUUAUGGUGACCAAGGGUACCUGUUAAACAAUCUGGCAAAUUGGAGGUUCAUCAUACAAUCAUGUCAUAAUGCUACCCAGGGGUGUUGUGGGAGGAUGUCUGCUGGCGAACUCCUUUUUUUUGAAAAAAUUUUAUUAAUGGGCAAUGUGCAUCUAUCCUAAAGUAGUAUGUGUUCAUUUUUGGUUGUUCCUCAGGUCUAGCAAAACAGUUACACUAAUGAUAUCCUCGAAAACAUAAAUAUCUUAAUUAUUCGGUCAUGAGUUCAAUGGUUUCUGUAUUGAUUACAAAACUUAAGUCGAAUAGAUUCCUUAAUCAACAAUCAUUUCUAAUGCCUUCUGAUGAGAAGCAAGCAGUUUAUGUGGAUGUGUGUUGCAAAUUACGUGCUACAAUGUGCUAAGGUUAUUUCAUUUGAUGCAGAUUUCCCGGUGUGAUUUUUUUCUUCUCAUCCAAGUGUAGCAUUAUACAUGUGCAUGCAUGGAACAGGGUGUUUAUGUGAGCUGGCUCAUCUUGAGAAUUACUUUGCCAAAUAUCUGUUCCUGGUUUACAUUUAGAAAAGUAAGCAGUAUUUAGUUCAGCGUUAAUUUGCCUACAAAAAGCCACAUCAUAUGCUUACUUGCUGGUUGCCUCACUCAAUUUGAUACAAUAUUUGAUGGAAUAAUAUGCUCUCUAUAAAGCCAGAGCACAGCUUCUUCAGUUGUGGAUUUAAAGUACCCGGUAAGAUUGUAUUCUAGCCUGCAUGUAAUUUUAAUAUGAGGCAUAUCGUUAGGUAAAUUAAUUGGUAGGUACUUGUGAUAUUUGGGUACAUGUGCAUUUAAUUAUGUGUUAACAGAUAAUUGCAAAAGUGUAUGCUGUAACUAGGUUGUCAAAAGGAUUAACCCUUUCAGUGCCCAGGAUUUAGGCAUUUCGGGGCAUUUUCACCACCCCAAAUCUCACAAAAAUAAUUGAGAUAAACUCAUCAAAAUUCUUCAAAACCAAAAAAUGUUGGCUGAUUUUCACAAUUUUCCACCUAAAAUGUCGGGUGGCAACCCAUCCUCACAGUCGAAAAAAUUAUUCAAUUUGGACACCCCGGGCCAGAGAAACCAUAUAAAAUACAUUUGAGUAGCUGGGGACAUCUGGUGUCGUCUCGAGGAAGCACUGAAAGAGUUAAUUAAAAGUACGCAAAGGUUGCAGGUAAGUUAUGUUGAUUAGAUUAAUGCAUUCUCUCAUUUCCAUUUUGCUCGCAAGAUGCAUGCUAUAAAGUUUAAUGUUUAUUUGAUAUCACUCUAAAGUUUAUUGCAUAUCAUGUUAUCGUGUUCAAGACACAGAUUAUGUAAGUUGGGUGUAUUAAUUUCCGUGAAGUCCGAGCGGGACAACUUUUUUGGGUAGAAUAGGGUCCUUAGAUAUAUGUCCUCACAAGUUUAGAACCUUCUAGCUCAAAUAAGAACGAAACGUGCCACCUAUUGGUGAUUUAGUGGACUUUGACCUUUGUGAUCUUGAAAAGUAGGUCAUAGAAAAAGUCAGGUAUGGUGUGUAUGAGAUGCAUCACGUCAUAAUCUGAAAGUGGAUCAAAAUUUACAUCAUUUUUAUUGUCAGUGAUUGAUCAAUAACAGGUCUGGCGACUUGUACAUGUCCUACCUGAUUUCGUGUCACGAGUCACAUAUGCUAAAUGAAGAAUUUAUCCGAAAGGAAACUCUCAAAAAGUCUACUCUCCCAACUUAAUCUCGUGUCCUCAAAGAUUUAUGUCAUCUUUUCUGAUUAAGAAUAUCACGCAGUUUCAUUGCUCAAGGGGCCUUGGAACAGGUUCUUGACAAUGGGCUAACUCAACUGAUCUCACAGGAUCACAUGAUCACUUUGAUUUUUUUCUUGAUUUGACCAGGACUUUUGGUUGUUGGUGGUUAAAACCCAAUGAGGGGCCUUGAUCUGGUGGAAUCUAGUUGCGUAAUUUUUUAAAGAUUUGGUACCCCUCUUGCCACCCCUGGGACUAAAAUGUUGAAGACGGGCAUUCAGGGCUAGUGUGUGAUACAGAAGUUAUUAUACUGAAAGCAUUGCAACAAAGGUGAAUAUUUUGGGGAAACUUUUUCUCCAGGUAGUAGAAGAAAUUGAUUGUGGAAGCACCAAGUUUGUCUUCACUGAGAAGUACAAAAUGUUAGCAAUAGUAGAUAGUGUCUGAAUUUAUUGAAAGGUACACUUAAGAUUAUUGUAUAAAUUCUAUUCUAGUUCUGCUACAUUGGACAAUUGUUCAAAAAUGCUAUGGUGUUCAUGUUAAAAUCCAUUUUCUAUAAUGAAAGAUUUUCUUGUUAUUGUCUAUGCUAUUCAUAUCACAUUCAUGUCAAUAUACCUAUGUGAUUUUUGGAUAGAUUUGAAUAA
This is a messenger RNA of Lineus longissimus, 4251 nucleotides long. RefSeq names its product very long chain fatty acid elongase 7-like. The record is from RefSeq and is a predicted model, not a curated record. Gene Ontology annotation, biological process: fatty acid elongation, saturated fatty acid; fatty acid elongation, polyunsaturated fatty acid; fatty acid elongation, monounsaturated fatty acid. The transcript has 8 exons. Gene Ontology annotation, cellular component: endoplasmic reticulum membrane. Lineage: Eukaryota; Metazoa; Nemertea; Pilidiophora; Heteronemertea; Lineidae. The coding region runs from base 356 to 1213 and encodes 285 amino acids. Gene Ontology annotation, molecular function: fatty acid elongase activity.